GCGCGCACACCCUCUCGCGCCUCCGCGAAGUCGGCGACUCGCGCGGCGCGGUCGGCGACGUGCGAGGGCGUGGCCUGCUGCUCGGCGUCGAGCUAGUCAGGGACCGCGGCACGCGCGAGCCCGACCCCGAGCUCGCCGCCUUCGCGAUGGGCAGGAUGCGCGCCGAGCGCGUCCUCGUCUCGACCGACGGGCCGCACCGCAACGUCCUCAAGAUCAAGCCGCCGAUGUGCUUCUCCGACGAGGAUGCAGACGCGCUCGCGUCGGCGCUCGACUCGGCCCUCGCGGCGGGCGAGCGCGAGUUGCCGGCCGGGCGCACCGGCGUGCUCCCGCCG
This is a messenger RNA of Emiliania huxleyi CCMP1516, 332 nucleotides long. RefSeq lists its product as hypothetical. Gene Ontology annotation, molecular function: pyridoxal phosphate binding; transaminase activity. The transcript has a single exon. Gene Ontology annotation, cellular component: mitochondrion. The record is from RefSeq and is a predicted model, not a curated record. The annotation marks the transcript as partial. NCBI's taxonomy places the organism in Eukaryota, Haptophyta, Isochrysidales, Noelaerhabdaceae.